Molecule: messenger RNA, 534 nt
Organism: Protopolystoma xenopodis
Lineage: Eukaryota; Metazoa; Platyhelminthes; Monogenea; Polystomatidea; Polystomatidae
Source: the annotation of a GenBank genome assembly
AUUAGGAAAAGUGGACUUUAUAUAUGUGUUGUCCUAGUUCGAGUCUCGCUUGAUGUGGAGACGGAGGCUAAGCGGGAUGGAAAUUGGGGCUUUUGCGGGCUUCUGGAUACAUCAGAAGAAGCUGGCUUAUCCGCAUCUGUCAGCUUAAACUACUGGAGUUUGGAUGGCGCCUUUCUAGUCCCAUAUUUCGUGAGUGUCUUCCUCGCCGGAGUGCCCAUAUUCUUCCUCGAGGUAGCCCUUGGCCAAUUCAUGUCCCGUGGUGGAGUUGAGGCCUGGAACAUCUGUCCUCUACUCAAAGCUUUCAGAUCCCUCACUACUGACGGUCACUCUCAUCUGCCCUCUCAAACUCUCUGCUUUUGCAAUUCCAAUCACGGGCAAGAUGAUAGCCAAGAAUCUGCAAGUUCAGAGGCGAGAAAGCUACGAGCUCACCAAAUUCAUCAUUUGAAUCAACUGGCUGGGCUCGCUUGCCCUAAAGAGAUCAGGGAGUCUGCUUCGAACCCGCACUGCCCGGCUCGAGUGCCCGUGAGUCUGUGA